Messenger RNA from Jatropha curcas, 1128 nucleotides. RefSeq lists its product as uncharacterized. The record is from RefSeq and is a predicted model, not a curated record. Lineage: Eukaryota; Viridiplantae; Streptophyta; Magnoliopsida; Malpighiales; Euphorbiaceae.
UUAAUUAAAUUUUUACAAGACACGACAGAAAGCAUCGGCUUCCUUUAUGUUUAUAUAUAUAUAUAUAUACCAGAAUUCAGAAAUCCAAUCAACCUCAAACUCACUCUUCCAGCACUAUACCCAACUCCAUAACUCUUUCUUUCCUCCUCCUCUUCUUCUUUUUGCAAAAAGAAAGAAAAAUAAGAAAUGGUCUCCCUAGAAACUAUUCAAGCUGCCUCUAGAUCCAUUGACCAAACUUCAAGCCCUAGAAUUUCUUUCUCUGCAGAAUUUCUUGACGAAGACAACUUCAUUUCCAUUAGUCCAAACCCACAAGCAGAAAAAUAUGAAGAGAUGGAACGAGAAAAAGCAAGAACUGCAGAGUUUGAGUUUCUUUCAAAUAAUAACACGAGUAGUCAUACCAUGUUAACUGCAGAUGAGCUUUUUUUCGAAGGGAAAUUACUUCCCUUUUGGCAAACGCAACAAUCUGAGAAACUCCAUAAAAUAAGUCUUAAGUGUAAAGAAAAUGAAGAAGACGAAGAUCAAGAAGAAGUCAACAAAGAAGAUCAACCUAGAGUAAGUUGGUUUGUUGAUGAUGAUCCGUCUCCAAGACCUCCAAAGUGUACCGUUUUAUGGAAAGAAUUGUUAAGGUUAAAAAAGCAACGUGCUUCUUCUUUAUCACCAUCAUCAUCUUCCUCUUCCACGUCGUCUUCUUCUAGCUCUUUAGCUGACAUUGUUGUGACAGAAGAAAGAAAGGAAGGUUCUGGAAACAGAGAGAAGCAAGGGAAAAGAAUGAAGAAAGGACUGGAGAGAACAAGAUCGGCUACUAUUCGGAUAAGGCCAAUGAUAAAUGUACCUAUUUGCACACAGGUGAAGAGCACUGCUUUGCCACCUUUGUUUCCACUCAAGAAAGGGAGAUUAGAAAGGUGAAGAUUAGAAUAAUUAUUAUUGUAAUCUGAGUAGUUUAACGCUUAUCUUUCUUUCUCUAGGAUGGCUAAAUAUAUGUUAAUUGAUUUCUUUUAUUUCAUUUUGGAAAUUUUCUACUUUUGAUUUUUUUUUUUCCUUUACCAUUUGUGUCUAGAUUAAUGUUAAUUGUGAUGGAUCCGAUAAAUUAUAAUGUAAAUCAUGACAUUAUAUAUAUUGUUGACAAAA